Microthlaspi erraticum is the source of this 519-nucleotide messenger RNA. NCBI's taxonomy places the organism in Eukaryota, Viridiplantae, Streptophyta, Magnoliopsida, Brassicales, Brassicaceae. The record is from the annotation of a GenBank genome assembly.
AUGGAGGAGGAGAAAACGCCUUUACUGUUUGAGAUUGAUAGCUACUGGGAGAAUGAUUCAUCAACAAACAUAUGCUUAUCGGAGACUGAGCUAAGCAAUUCGACUGAGAUAAAAGAAGCGGGCUUCAAGAUAGACUGGUCGGAGGAAAAACAUGACGAGAUUAAGAAAGCAAAUGUUGGUGGUACUCAAGUCCAAGGAUUUAAGGCAGCAUGGAAGAGAGCAAAGGCUCGGAUGGAUAGGGAUAACAAGAAAAUGAUAGCUGGUUUCAAAAAGAUGACCGAUGCCGAAGAAUGGAAGGCAGCAUGGAAGAGAGCAAAGGCUCGGACGGAUAGAGAUAAUAAGAAAAUGAUAGCUGGUUUCAAAAAGAUGACCGAUGCCCAAGAAUGGAAGGCAGCAUGGAAGAGAGCAAAGGCUCAAACGGACAGGGAUAACAAGAAAAUAAUAGCUGGUUUGAAAAAGCUGACCGAUGCCCAAGAAUGGAAGGCAGCAUGGAAGAGAUCAAAAGGCUCAGGUGGAUAG